Molecule: messenger RNA, 3391 nt
Organism: Bufo bufo (common toad)
Lineage: Eukaryota; Metazoa; Chordata; Amphibia; Anura; Bufonidae
Gene: STAC2
Product: SH3 and cysteine rich domain 2
Exons: 11
Coding region: 502-1710 (402 amino acids)
Biological process (GO): skeletal muscle contraction; positive regulation of protein localization to plasma membrane; positive regulation of voltage-gated calcium channel activity
Cellular component (GO): extrinsic component of cytoplasmic side of plasma membrane
Molecular function (GO): protein binding
Source: RefSeq, a predicted model, not a curated record
UAUAGUGCCAGGGAUUAGAAAACAAAGACUGCAGCUUUCCCUGGCCACUGUGCAAUUGUGACACCGACGCCUCCAGACAAGUCCAAGAGACUGCUGCUGUCCAUCAAGUUCGUGCUGCAAUUUAGUGAGUGUCACCGCUCUGUGGAACAAGGGGCAUCAAACGGAGAACACAGGAGUGUGGUUAGGAUCUACUAAGCCUCAAGAGCCCCUGGGACGUGAACAUCUCUGAUAGAGCGAGAUCCCAAGAGAAUUACGUACAAAGAAGCAGGUACAUGCCCUGAGCUGUAUCACUGUAUUGUGGGACAACUACAAGAUCAGGAGUGGCAGCCAAACCCAAUAUGACAAGGAGCCCAUGAACAGGCGAGAGAGAAGACGUACUAUACUAUAUAUCACAGCAGGUGACAUCUACUACAACGUCGCCUCUACAACCAUCUAGAGCACAGCAGCAACUCAAACUGAAUCAUUUCCUCACAAAGUACUGUGGGAACCUCACCGGAGAACAUGACGGAAAUCACAGAAAUCGACCCACAGAAUUCAGAGCCAAGGCCACCGGUGACCAGCACCAGCGGAGGGUGUGGACUGCCAGAGAGCAAGCUCCAGAGAUUUCGCCGUUCAAUCUCCUUAAAGACUAUCCUUCGAAGUAAGAGUGUUGAGAACUUCUUUCAGAAGCCAAACAGUGAAAUGAAGAUACCUUCAGAUGUUCUUCUCAGUCCACCGGUGCCCCCACCGCCUCCUUCACCUCCACCUGUCCCAACUGAGCCCCCGCCACAAGCUGACCAGUCCCCUCACCAACAUCACAAGCCCUUAUCCCUUUUGCAGCCAGUCCGUACACACAGCUUCAAUGACCACGUCUUCAAGAAGCAGUGUCCCUGUCACAUGUGCCACCAGAUCAUUGUUGGUAACUCCAAGCAGGGAUUACGCUGUAAGAUGUGUAAGAUCGGAGUCCAUCUGUGGUGCUCAGAGGAGGUGUCACACCAGCAAUGUCUGGGAAAGACGUCUACAUCUUUUCGACGGAAUUUCAGUUCUCCUCUCCUAAUCCAUGAGCCUCUUUCAAGCCCCAAGGAAUCCCCAGUACCUGCAGCUCCGAGAGGUAAAGUCGAUCCUGUGUACGAGACACUGCGCUUUGGAACCUCUCUAGCACAUUUAAACCGUUCGACAUGUAGCAGCGUGUCUGAGUCCCCCACCCGCAGCCUGAGUGAAAAGGAAGAGAGGACAGAUGAUCCAGAGGGUAGCAUCCAAAGCAGCGAGGAGAGUCCAAGUCACCCAGUGUUCCCAUUAGAUGAGGCCACCAGUGAAGAUGCCCGCAGUGUGACGAGUACAGUGUCAGGCGGCAGGACAAGGAAAGAAAUAUCUCCUAUGUACUGCUAUGUGGCUCUAUUUAAAUUCCUGCCUCAGGAGAUCAAUGAUCUACCCCUCCAGCCCGGUGACAGAGUUAUGGUGAUAGAUGACUCAAACGAGGAUUGGUGGAAGGGAAAAUGUUGCGACAGAACUGGCUUUUUUCCUGCAAAUUUUGUGCAGCGGGUACGGCUAGGAGAAACUGUGUGGAGGAGCACAAAGACAUUUCAUGGUGUGAAAGAACAGGGACAACUAAGUUUGAAAGAAGGACAGAUCUGUGUGGGCAUUGGAAAAGCAGAAGCUGAAGGUCUCAUUAAAGUGUCAAGCGGAAAAAAGAGAGGCCUGGUGCCUCAAGACUGUCUUGUGGAAGUUUGAGGGCCUCUACCGGCGUAGGCACCGAUACAUGCUACUCCUUGAGAGUAACUGAGCUACAAAACGAACCGAGAUCAUGUGCAAAAGCAAUAAGGCAUUCAGGAGGGUUUGAUGCUACUGAGUGGCAUGGUAACAUUGAGAUGAUCCCAAGUCCACCUAGGAACCCUGGCAGUGACAUCUUAUUGCAGAACCUAUAAAUGCUGCAUUAAGCCUCUUCCGCUUUGUAUAUAUAACUUUGAGUAUAUCAAUGCGUAUUUUGCAAUAUGUCCACCAGGUGUCUGUGACAUCAUCACUCAGGGCCAUCCUCUUAGUGACCUCAUAUUAUGGUUGGGAUGUCAUCAGCAUCAACCUUUAGUUUACCUAACUUUGCAAGUUUGCUGCAGGAGACUCUCCCUCCCAGCACAAAGCAUUUGAGGAGUAGGGUAAUUGUCACAGCCACCUUCAGUCACAUCUCCCCUUUCUUUAGAACUAAGAGGUUGUAAAUACAUCAAAAUGUAUAUACCUCUUUAACAGAAGUGUCACAAGUGUGUGCGAAUGAGAGCUCAUAGAGUGCGCAUUCAGCAGGAUUAUUGCAAAGCGCUCUUAAUGACAUGCCGUGUGCAUUUUUAAUGGAAGAGAUAUGAAAUAUUCAUUUUACAUGUCUCUCAGUAAACCUGUGAUCUAAUAUGUUUGGGAAAAAACAAGCAAAGUUCAACUAUGUAAGGAAAGCAUAGGGUGCCAUUUACAAUAAGAGGAGAUGACGGCUGAGCUAGAAGAAGAGACUGCACCCAAAUUAUUUGUAGAUGCAGAACUUAAAGACUAUAGCAUGCAUGUGUUUAUUAGGAGAGAGUUGUAUAGAAAAAGAGAAAAGAGAUAGCUUUCAUGCAUACCGUGAGGAAAUAAUAGUACAGCAUCCCAUUUAAGAAAUCAAAAUAGAGAUUUCUCAAGAUUAGAAGGUUCUAACCUCCAAUGGAGGGAGGGCAGUUAGAAUAGCAUGCAACCACAAUUUUAGGUGUAGUUUUCUAGAGAGAAGUUAUAGGCAUUACUAAGGGGUGCUUAUCUAGAGAAUCAACAAUGCAAGCAAUUUAAUGUAUGAGCAAGCAGGCCAUGAGGAAGCAAGGCUGGGCUUGAAUAGAAACAAUAGAACAGUGUCUGCAGAGAGCUCAGUGCCAGAGAUAGAACUGUGCCCACCAGCACCCAUUCUGUCUCCAUUGCUCAUCCUCUCAUUAUAUCUGUAUAUACGAUAUAUAAAUGUGUGUGUACGUCCACCCCCACAUCCAGCCUCCAGGCUAUUCAGUGUCCUCUGCUCUGCCUGUACCAUAUCUGUCCCAGGCAGAUUUAAAUAUCACAAGACCCUCUGGCAGCUCCAGCACUUCUCUCAUUACCCUUUCAGUGCUGAUCAGGGGAUCAAGUACCAGUGUAAAUAUAUAGAUAUAUAUACAUAUAUAUAUAAAUGAGUGUUAAUAUAUCGUUGUCAUUAAGGUGUCCGAAAAAUAAAAUCCCAUCAGUGAUGUACCAGCCCUAUAGCCAAGAGGCUCCUUUUCAUCUUUUUCUUUAUUUUGCAUUGUUGCUGUGUCAGCUUUAAGAUCCAAUGAAUAAUUCAUUUUUUUCCAUGGCUGUAUCAGUCACCUUCAAAGCUUCCUCCCAUUCUCUUUCCACCUUUUAAGUUGUAGUUUAUAUCCAGUUCUGUCCUUCAGCCAUUCUC